CGCUGCCUUCGUGCCUGUUUAUUCAUUCUCAGUACAAAGCUCGCGGCGCAACUAGUUUCAACAGUGCAAACAUCAAUCCUCUAAAGAUCUGUUUUUUAUCUGAGAUUAGUCGCUUGGCCAGUUGGAAGCUUCGCUCAUAAGUCAUUUAUUUUGAGUCUCAGGAGUGGUAUCUCAAAGGCAAAAAGACAGAAAAAGGGCCACCGACUGGCUUUCAACUUCUCUCCUUCAACACACCGCAACCAUGUCGACCCUUUUUGGCGGUGCCUCGGCCGCAGCGACGACAAGCAACACUGUUGGCGAUCUCAAGCAAGACGUCGCGCUCUCCGACCCCCCUACCGAUACCAUCUCCGACCUUUCCUUCUCCCCUGCGCCAAACGGACCUGACUUCCUCGCCAUUUCCAGUUGGGAUAACAAAGUCCGCAUUUACGAGAUUGCCGCCAAUGGCCAGAGUCAGGGCCGACACGCCUACGAACACAGCCAACCUGUGUUGAACUGCGACUUCUCCAAGGAUGGAACAAAAGUCGCCUCUGCCGGCGCCGACAAGAACGUCAAGGUCUGCGAUCUUGCCUCCCAGCAGGACGUCGUUAUCGGCACACACGACCAGCCAGUGCGAACAUGUCGAUUCUUCCUGAACGAUGGUAACCCCAUGGUGGUUUCGGGCUCGUGGGAUAAGACGAUCAAGUACUGGGAUCUUAGACAACAGGGACCUGCGGCAACCGUACAAUGCCAGGAGCGAGUUUAUACGAUGGACGUCCGCGAUAAUCUCUGCGUUGUCGGCACCGCCGAUCGAUACAUCAAUGUUAUUGAUCUCAAGAACCCUACCAAAUUCUACAAAACCCUGCAGAGCCCUCUCAAGUGGCAGACCAGGGUGGUUAGCUGCUUUACGGACUCUGCUGGUUUUGCUAUCGGUAGUAUCGAGGGUCGUUGCGCUAUCCAAUACGUCGAAGACAAGGACUCCAGCUCCAACUUCUCUUUCAAGUGUCAUCGCGACCCCCCAGCCAACAGCGUCACCAAUGUCUACGCCGUCAACGAUAUUUCUUUCCACCCCGUCCAUGGCACAUUCAGCACUGCUGGUUCCGAUGGAACAUUCCACUUCUGGGACAAGGACGCCAAGCACCGUCUCAAGGGCUACCCUAACGUUGGUGGCAGCAUCACUUCCACAACCUUCAACAAGAACGGUUCCAUCUUCGCCUAUGCUGUAGGCUACGACUGGGCCAAGGGCUACCAGCACAACACUCAGAACUACCCUAUCAAGGUGAUGCUGCACCCUGUCAACCAGGACGAGUGCAAGCCCAGACCAUCGCUCAAGAAGCGAUAAAGAAUCACACGAAUAUCAAGAGGACGGGCUAUAGGGAAGGGAAUGGAUUUCGUUGGUCGAUUAAUAGUUAGUUGCGUUCUUGCGAUUAUGUACUGUACCACAAUUGGUGAAGACUCAAAGAUUGAUAGGAAAGGGCCGAAAAGGAUGGAACGUUGAGUUUGGACCAAAAAGAGCAAGGCAAUGCAGGUGGUGGUGUUUUACGAGAGAUGAUACCAUAGAUGCAAUAAAACAUCAACACAAACCUGGCAUAGUAUCCAAUGGCAUUC
This is a messenger RNA of Fusarium oxysporum Fo47, 1584 nucleotides long. RefSeq names its product RNA export factor GLE2. The transcript is spliced from 3 exons. The coding region runs from base 242 to 1318 and encodes 358 amino acids. NCBI's taxonomy places the organism in Eukaryota, Fungi, Ascomycota, Sordariomycetes, Hypocreales, Nectriaceae. Gene Ontology annotation, cellular component: nuclear pore. The record is from RefSeq and is a predicted model, not a curated record. Gene Ontology annotation, biological process: RNA export from nucleus; transcription-dependent tethering of RNA polymerase II gene DNA at nuclear periphery. Gene Ontology annotation, molecular function: RNA binding; ubiquitin binding.